GUCUUGACGACCGCAGCAAGAUGGCGACGCUGCGGGGAAGGGUGCUGGGGUCCGACCCCGGGGCGCUAAGCCCUGCGCAGCUGGAGCAGCUGCGAAACUUCAAGAUUCAGACUCGGAUUGCUAACGAAAAGUACCUGAGGACCCACAAAGAAGUGGAGCUGCUCAUAAGUGGCUUCUUCAGAGAAAUGUUUUUGAAGAGACCAGACAACAUCCAAGAAUUUGCUGCAGACUAUUUCACGGAUCCAAGACUUCCCAACAAGAUUCACAUGCAGCUAAUUAAAGACAAGAAAGCAGCUUAAUUAGCAAACUCGUGAUGCUCAGCUGUUGCGAGAGACCAGACAGAAUCCAGCCUCGGGGGUCAUCUGGAAGCAUGAGGGCCGUGUUGCCAUCAGUGUGGGUUUCCAAGCUGCCUUGAGCUCUGUCUGCUGUCGCAUAGGCUUUUAAAGAUCCUCAUUAAAAACAGACCUUCCUGUGC
Messenger RNA from Cynocephalus volans (Philippine flying lemur), 475 nucleotides. It is a transcript of the gene RIIAD1, whose product is annotated as regulatory subunit of type II PKA R-subunit domain containing 1. The record is from RefSeq and is a predicted model, not a curated record. Lineage: Eukaryota; Metazoa; Chordata; Mammalia; Dermoptera; Cynocephalidae. The transcript is spliced from 5 exons. Bases 21 to 299 code for a protein of 92 amino acids.